AUGACUAAUCACACAGAGAUAUUAUCAUUUGUGUCCAAGCAUGAAUUGAGCAGAGUUAUUCAAGCAUUGAAAAUCGCAGACUGUGUCGCCCUGCAAAUUGACAAAUCUGUUGAUAAAUACAACGCUGACAGUCUGUUUGUUACUGCCCGAUACAUGGACUACACUAAUUUUGAGAUGAAAGCUAGUUUUCUUGGCAAAUGCCACAGUGAGUUAAGAGGAGUAAUUGGGAUGGUCGAUGUUUUGCAGAAACGUUUCCAGUAUCUUGAAAUUGAAGAUGUCAUUAAAGCAAAGAUGUGCAUAGCUCACAAAUCUGACCUGGCUUUUGAAAGCGUUGAAAACGUGGUUCCGGAGUUUCGUCAUUGGUUAACAGAUGUAAAAAAUGUCGCUACUUAUUUUCGUGGAUCAAGCUACCGACAAGAAAACCUGCAUGAAAUUGCUGCAAGUUUGGGUGAGACUGCUAAACAUUUUCCACGGCAUCAUGAAGUUCGUUUUGCGGAACACCUUGCCAAUGUUGUACUUGCAGUUCUGUCUAAUCAUCAGAUGAUGUACGCUCACUGGAAACAGUUGUACAACAAGGUGAAAAUAAUGAAAAACAAAGCAAGAGGUUUUCUGAAGGAUUGGUCCCAAACUUCAUUCAACUUAAACAUGAGUGCUGUUGCUUUGGAUAUCUUGCGACAGUUCACUUAUUUACAAAAAGAAGCUCAACGCACGUUUGUUACCUUGGCUGAUUUGAUGCAAAAACGCGACCACGUACUUCAGCGUCUUUCCAUGAUAGUAAACAGUCCAUAUCCUGGGGGAUAUGAAGGAAAAAAUUUUGAAGCAGUGCGUCUUGAGGUAAUCACAUGUGCAAAAAACUUCCUUGAGAGAAGGUUGGAUGUCGAUCAGGAUUUACAAGUAAAGGCAAUGAUAGAUGUUGCCAAUGCUGAAAAUGCUGAAGCAAUAAUCAAAGCCGGUCGGCAAAUUGUAUCAGAUAUUUUUGGUGAUAAUUAUGUUUCAGAAUUUGUAGAUGAUGCUGUUGGUUACUAUUCAUCAUUUGAUGCUUCAUCUUUUAAGCCGCAUGAAAGCAAUACUGCCAAGUUGUACUUAUUGCUACAAAAAACAACACCGUCGUCUCUUUUAAACAAGCUGGUUCAAACAUUUUUUAUAACUUGCCCUCACAGCAUGAUCACGGAACUGGUAAUUUCAUGGCAUACAGAAUUAAAAAGCGACCUUCGAUCAUCUAUGUCGAGAAAUACUGUGAAUGACCGAUUAUGCAUUGCUUUAAAUGCUAUAGGUACCGCAAAUUUUGAUCCUCGGCCAGUGGUGGCUGAUUUUCUUUCUUCAAAAACGAGACGAUCGACUCUACCAGAUGAUGAACUUUACCGAAACAGGGAAUUUGUAAAAAAGUUUUUUAACACUGAAAAUAACUUGUGA
Molecule: messenger RNA, 1413 nt
Organism: Helobdella robusta
Lineage: Eukaryota; Metazoa; Annelida; Clitellata; Rhynchobdellida; Glossiphoniidae
Exons: 4
Coding region: 1-1413 (470 amino acids)
Source: RefSeq, a predicted model, not a curated record